This is a messenger RNA of Actinia tenebrosa (Australian red waratah sea anemone), 2078 nucleotides long. RefSeq lists its product as uncharacterized. The record is from RefSeq and is a predicted model, not a curated record. Lineage: Eukaryota; Metazoa; Cnidaria; Anthozoa; Actiniaria; Actiniidae.
AUUCUUAGCAUUUGCUCAUUUGMUGUGCUGCGCAAGCAGAAGGAAGGAGUCAUUAAAAAUGCUCUUGUACUUCCACAAAUACUCAUUAUCUUUUCAUUAACACCAUCUUGGUACAUUUGUGAAUGUGUUGGAUAUGCACGACGCUCAUUUCGACGACAACUGCUGUUACAAGAGGUCUGGUUUGAGAGAACUGUGUCAAGUCGUGCAUGUCUAACUAUAUGGCUGACUCCAACAGUAAUUCUAGUGGAAGUAGUAGUAGUGCUGAACAUUCUGGUAGCGGUCAGUCAACCAGAAAAACAUCCCGAAGACCCAAAGUAGCUGCUACAGACUCUCCAACUUUAAAUUCCUCAUCAUCUUCAUUAACUCCCAAGUGGCUUGCGAAGACCAAGGCGAAAGACGGACAUGGUCAUGGAAGUAAUAUCUACAAUCUUGUGGACUGUGAUGUAGACAGAGAAACUGCUGCUCGGGCUGUAGCGAUGGUUGUCCGUGCGGCUAAUAAACGCGGAUAUGUCUCUUUAUGCACCGAGUUUGCUACUCUUCUCAGAGAUAAAGAAAGAUUGCAAACGGAACUGAAGUUAAACCUCUUGGCCCAAAAGUCAAAACGCACUGCAACAACUAGCAAUCAGUGUACAUCUUGCUCAUCCACUGAUUCAGGAUCUGGAGGGUCUGCAAGUUCAACCACCAGAGGCACGCAAACAAAGCCAUUCACAUUGUUGGAAUCAAGUGCAAGUAGUGUGGGAAGUUCAUCAUUACCAACUGUUUGUGCUGAUGCUUGUGUUUCAACUGAAGAGUAUAUAAACCUUAGCGAUAACGGUUGUAGCCACCCUACUGAGAAGAAUAGCACAGUUGAUCAAGAAUUGAGGAAAGCUAAAGAAUAUGUAUCAAAGCUUGAAUAUCAGUUGUAUGCAGUAAAAGCAGAAAAUCAGGCUCUUAAAACACAAUUGAGACAUUCCCAGAAGCCAGCUUCAAAAGUCAGCCAUUUGGGAUUGAAUGAAAGUCAAGGUCAUAAUAAAGUUGUGAAAGGCAGCAAACUAGAAAAGGAUAGAAAGUCACCAGAGUCCACCAUUGCACCCCAAGCAAGUCCUAUUUCAAAGAGGACUUUAAAGAAAGAAACAGCUCAAAGCUUUUCAUCUCAUUUAAAGAAGGAUCAAAAUCCAAAUCACGACCAAAGUUGUAGUCUUAAAAGCUGUGUCAAACACAGGAUAAGAAAUGGAUUUGGACAAUCAACACCAACAAAGAUAUACCCAAUGCCUUCAAAUGAACCACCACCAAUCCUAAGUGCAGACAGCAAACCUCAAAGUGCAGGGAAUCAGUUGGUCCCACUACAAUUGAAUAAAUAUCAAUCAAGUUGUGACAAGAAACCUGUUGGUCAUAUGCCAAAGGUUUUGCCUAAAAUAGGAGAUUUUGUUGUAGUCCAAGGGGAGGUAAAAGGUUAUGUUAACUACAUUGGACCACUGAAGGGUGGAACGUCUAAUUAUGUCGGACUUCAUUUAAACUCACCAGUGGGAAACAAUAAUGGAAGUAUUGAUGGUGUAAGGUAUUUUACUUGUCCGGCAAAUUAUGGAGCGUUUGUUUGUGUUCAGGAUAUAACACAAGUAAUUCCAAAGUCCCCUCCUAAAGAAGUCAUAUCCGUCAACAACAUGCCUUUCCAAUCCAAAAACGAAUUGAACCGGCCUAAUUGCUUUGAAAGAUCUGCCAAUAACCAGUUUACCCAAGAUCAAGAAGAAAGGCUAAGUGUUGAAAUUGCAGCAUAGACUUCCAGCAAAGCUGACCACCGAGCGGAAACAGUGGGUGACUUAUGUUUGUUGGAAUACAUGUAUCUGUGUCACGAAAUAUGUGGCACAAUAAAGAAACCGAUAGAAAUGAGUCUUAUCUAAAGAACUGAAAAAGUAUUCGACUGUGUUUUACUAGAUAGGGAUAAAAUGCAACAGCUGAAGCUGAAGAAUAUUCCGUUUUAUUCGGAUGACUUUAAAGUGCUGGUCUUACGAAAAUAUUAAUGAAGCAAAAAAAAUCCCAGAUUUUCUAUAUGCUCAAAUAGGUUAUAAUGUUCACCAAUAAACAAUAAUUGGUUCGAAAAA